Molecule: messenger RNA, 1803 nt
Organism: Aspergillus puulaauensis
Lineage: Eukaryota; Fungi; Ascomycota; Eurotiomycetes; Eurotiales; Aspergillaceae
Gene: CRN1
Product: coronin
Exons: 9
Coding region: 1-1803 (600 amino acids)
Biological process (GO): actin filament organization
Molecular function (GO): actin filament binding
Source: RefSeq, a predicted model, not a curated record
AUGUCUGGCCGUUUCGUGCGCUCAUCCAAGUACCGCCACGUCUUCGGACGACCAACACGAAAGGAUCAAUGCUAUGAUAACCUCCGUGUUUCCCGCAAUGCCUGGGAUACCAACCUUGUGAAGGUCAACCCCCGUUAUCUCUCCGUAAACUGGGAAGCUGGUGGUGGAGGUGCCUUCGCCGUAAUUCCUCUCAGCGAGCGAGGCAGACUCCCGGAGCGGAUACCUUUGUUUCGUGGUCACACCGCAGUUGUUCUAGAUACGGACUGGAAUCCUUUCAACGACGACUUACUCGCUUCCGGAUCCGAUGAUGGCAGAGUCUACCUUUGGCGAGUUCCUGAGGGGUUCACGGUCAACCCCGACAUAGAUUCCGAUGAUAUUCAAGACAUUGCGCCUGUUGGAAAGCUUAGCGGUCACCCGAAAAAGGUAGGCCACGUGCUCUUUAAUCCCGCGGCUGAAAACAUCCUCGCGACGGCAUCCGGAGACUAUACAGUGAAGAUCUGGGAUAUUGAGGCUGGCGCAUCCAAGCUGACGUUGAACGUGGGCGAUAUUGUGCAAUCGCAAUCCUGGAGCGCGAACGGUUCUCUUCUCGUUACUACCUCCCGUGACAAGAAGCUGCGAGUAUGGGACGUCCGUCAAGAACGACCUGCGCAUGAGGGCCCAGGACACACAGGAGCCAAGAACAGUCGUUCAGUAUGGUUGGGAGAACGUGACAGGUUUGCAACCACCGGUUUCUCCAAGAUGAGUGACCGCCAGCUGGCUCUUUGGGAUAUGCGAUCCCCCCAACUGCCCAUUGAUGGCUUCAAGACCCUCGACUCUAUCUCUGGUGUGUGCAUGCCGUUCUGGGACGACGGUACCCAGUGCCUGUACCUGGCUGGUAGAGGUGACGGUAACAUCCGAUACUACGAACUAGAGAACGACAAAUUUGAGUACCUAUCGGAAUACAAGUCCGGGGACCCCCAGCGAGGUAUUGCCUUCAUGCCUAAACGUGGUGUGGACAUGCACGACAAUGAGAUUACCCGCGCGUUCAAGACCGUUAACGAUACCUACAUCGAGCCGAUUUCUUUCAUUGUUCCUCGUCGGGCCGAGUCAUUCCAGGACGAUAUUUACCCACCUACCAUUGGCGUGACACCUGCAAUGAACGCCUCAGAAUGGUUCUCCGGAAAGGAGGCCAUCCCACCUAAGAUAUCCAUGGGCAGUCUCUACGAUGGUCAGGGUUUGAAAGAGGUUACCGGUAUUCAGGACAAGCCCACCUCUAGCUUGAGUACCGAAUCUAAGCCCGAGCCUAAGCCCGAGCCUAAGCCUGCCUCUCCAGUCAAGAAGGCGCCUGAGCCUGUCUCCGAGCCAACUCCGGUGGCCAAGCCAGCACCAUCCAUGAAAGACCAGGGUGCAUCCAUGGCUGCUAUGGUGAACAAGUUCGCGGAUGACGAGGAGCCCGAAAAAGUGGUGGAGUCAAGCUUCGAUGAGCCCUCGAAGCCAGUCGAGCGAUCUACUCGUUCCCCCGGAACUUCCUCACCGUCGGUCAAGGCUAGUCCGUUCAUUCAAAAGGAAGAUCCGAUCAAAGCACAGUCCCCUACCACGGCCUCACCUACGACCGCCGAACGCUCCCCUGCACCGAGCAGCCCAAGCACCCAGCCCACAGCACCGUCAAGCACCACCGGAUCCGUCUCAACUGACACCGUCCAGCGAGAAAUCAGCGCCAUCAAGGACCUUAUCGCGGAACAAACCAAGACCAUCGCAUCGCAGGCACAGCAAGUGUCGAAACUCACUUCUGAGAUCGAAUCUCUCAAGGCUCAGCUGGGCUAG